AUGGGAAAGAGUGUUGCUGUAAUCGAGAAGCAAAAAAGGUUGGGUGGCCAUGUCAAUACCUAUGUGGACGCGGCUACAAACACGACUUUCGACUAUGGAGUCAUCAUUAUGGUCAAUAUAACAGUGGUGCGCGAUUACUUCAACUUCCUCGGCAUCCCGAUGGGCACAUUCCAAGGCUAUGUCCCUGACCAGAAGACCCUCUAUGCGGAUUUUGCUGAGGAGACAGAUGUAUCUCCUUCGUACAACGAGACCGAGGUCGCUGCAGCCGUGCUUGGCUACGCUGGCCAGUUGCAGAAGUAUCCUUACCUGGCAAGUGGAUACCAUCUACCUGAUCCGAUCCCAGAGGAUCUACUUCUCCCGUACGGCGAAUUCUUGGACAAGUACAAUCUUAGUGCAUUGACCCAGACAGUGUGGUACAUCAACGAGGGCGCUGGCAAUAUCCUGGCUCAGCCGACGCUAUAUAUGCUGAAAUAUUUCGGCCUGUUGCAAGCGCAGGGUCUUGCGCAGGUACCUGGCUCUCGCUUCGUGAACGCCAACAACGACUAUCAAGCUUUGUACGACUCUGCUUUGACUCAUCUUGGCGAGGGCAUUAAUGUCUUCCUCGACAGCAUACCCACAGAGGUGCAGCGUAACGAAACUGGUGUCACCGUGCGAGCGUGUCCUCCGUCUGGUGAGAAGCUCAUUCGUGCUCAGAAGAUCGUGAUUUCGAUUCCGCCAAAGGUUCAGAAGCUUGAGCAGUUCCUCGGAAUUACCGAGAACGAAUAA
Messenger RNA from Fulvia fulva, 765 nucleotides. RefSeq names its product FAD-dependent oxidoreductase oblC. Lineage: Eukaryota; Fungi; Ascomycota; Dothideomycetes; Mycosphaerellales; Mycosphaerellaceae. The record is from RefSeq and is a predicted model, not a curated record. The coding region runs from base 1 to 765 and encodes 254 amino acids. The transcript has 3 exons.